Molecule: messenger RNA, 1601 nt
Organism: Brienomyrus brachyistius
Lineage: Eukaryota; Metazoa; Chordata; Actinopteri; Osteoglossiformes; Mormyridae
Product: apelin receptor A-like
Exons: 2
Coding region: 182-1186 (334 amino acids)
Biological process (GO): immune response; G protein-coupled receptor signaling pathway
Cellular component (GO): membrane
Molecular function (GO): G protein-coupled receptor activity
Source: RefSeq, a predicted model, not a curated record
CUUUGAACGGGAUCUGCAGCAGCUGCAGAAACAGCCAGUAGCCCUGGAGUAUGAAGGAGUCUCACAGCUGCUGGAGGGAACUGGGAAGGUUCUGGGUGUUUUUUUUUCCUUGGAGUGAGAAGAUGUAAAUGGACAAGAGACAGACGUGUUGGAUUUAAGAAGUUACUUAGCAGAAAAGACCAUGGAGAACAAGACGAGUCCAAUGACGGUAGUCAAGAUACAUCUGGGGCCUGCACUUGCUGCCAUCUACUUGGUCAUCUUCAUCCUGGGGUUAUUCGGUAACGGACUGGUCAUCAUCAUCAUCUCAAAGUUUAAAUCCAAGCAGGGAAGUUCUGAUAAUUACAUCAGACACCUGGCCUUGGCAGACUUGCUGUUUGUGCUGACGUUGCCACUGUGGGCAACAGAAGCUUUGCUUCGAUAUCACUGGCCAUUUGGAUGGUUCCUCUGUAAGGUCAGCAGCUCCAUAGUACAACUCAGUAUGUAUGCCGGCAUCUUCCUCCUCACCUACAUGAGCUUUGACCGCUACUUGGCCAUCGUGCGGCGAAUGCCCAGCAGCCAGCGGUACUCGCAGAAGACCACGCUGGUCUCGCUGGGGUCCGUCUGGCUUUUGUCCUUCCUCCUGACCACACCCACAGCGCUCUUCCGCACCACUCGGACCACGCCCGAGAAUGAGACGUCGUGUAACAUGAACUUUAACCUCGUGCUGUCCGCACCAGAGCAGGAGAAUGCCUGGAUUGCUGGCUUGUUUCUCAUGCGUGUAGUGAUGGGAUUCCUGCUGCCUUUCAUGGGUAUCACAAUCUGCUACUGUUUCAUUGGCCGAGCCGUAAAUCACCACUUCACUGCUGUGCACCAGGAGGACCAGCAGCGUCGGCGGCUUCUGAAGACCAUCAGCAUCUUGGUGUUGGUGUUUUCCACCUGCUGGGCACCUUUCCAUGUCUUAAGUACUAUUUAUGCCCUAAUGCUUCAGCAGCUGUUACCAGACAGAAUGAAAAACUUUGUUGCUCCGGCAUUUUACUUGGCCACCUGCCUGGGCUACAUCAACAGCUGCCUCAACCCCUUCCUCUACGCCUUCUUUGACCUGCGCUUCCGCGCCAAGUGCCUUAGGCUCCUCCGCCUAAGGAAGGAUGCAGAGGGUUCUGCAAUCUCCCAGUCCAUCCAGAACCAGACCGCUGACAUCUCUCUCUGAAAGGAGGAGCUAGGUCCACAGAUGGUGCCACAGGCUAUUAUGAAGUAUAUAGAAAUUGCUUUAGGGCGAGUGGGAAAUGGAGUUUAGUUUCGUUCAUAACAAAGGUCUGUACUUAUAUAACGUGUUUGAAUGUAUUAAUUACCCAGAGGGCAAAUGGAAGCGUCAGUGUUCCCAUUGUAAAAGAAGCCUGUACAGUAUGAAUUACAGUGUGAAGAUGAUCUACAGAAUGCAGCUUCAAGUGAUUGUGUGCUUUUCCUUUGUUACUUUGUAUCUUUAGCACAAAUAUUAAAGCAGAGCAUGGAUUGUAUUAUUUUGUCUUGUCGUAAGUGGGUAGAUUGAUAUUGCACUUAGCUUGUAGCUUGGUUACCCUGGGUGAGGGGUUUUUGAAUUCAUUAAUAAAAUCACCUUAAACAAA